AUGGCUCCAGGCACGGAACAGCAGAAACCAGUCCUGGUGAUAGGCGGCGGCCUUGCUGGCCUCGUCGCCGCCUUCGAGCUCAGCAGGAACAACAUUCCUGUGAUCAUUAUCGACCAGGAGAAUGCGAGUAACCUGGGAGGCCAGGCGUUCUGGUCACUGGGCGGAAUCUUCUGCGUGGACUCUACGGAACAGCGGCGAAUGGGCAUCAAGGACUCACGCGAGCUCGCCAUGCGGGACUGGUUCUACUCGGCAGCCUUCGACCGGGAGAAGGAAGACUACUGGCCGAGGAAAUGGGCUGAGGCGUUUGUGAACUUUGCGACCGACGACAUGGAGAGGUAUCUCAAGGCGAGGGGAAUGGGUUUCCUGUUCAACGUGGGCUGGGCGGAGAGGGGCGGCGGCAAGGCAGACGGCCACGGGAACUCUGUUCCAAGGUUUCACAUUACCUGGGGCGUCGGACCCGAGAUUGUGCGCGUCUUUGCAGAUCCCGUCAAGGCCAAGGAAAAGGAAGGCAUCGUAGAGUUCAAGUUCAGGCACAUGGUCGACAAGCUGCUGGUCGACGAGACCACAGGGCGGGCUGUGGGCGUCAAGGGUCGCAUUCUGGCGCCUGACAACUCUCCUCGGGGUGUGAAAACCAACAGGGACGUUGCCGGUGACUUUGAGAUCUAUGGCUCUGCUGUUCUCGUCUCGUCAGGUGGUAUUGGCGGGAACGUCGAGGCGGUGAAGGCCGCGUGGCCAAAGGACCGACUCGGGCCCAAGGUGCCAGAGAACUUCGUCCUGGGCGUGCCUGCACACGUCGAUGGGCGCAUGAUCAACAUCACCGAGGAGGCUGGUGCCAGCGUGGUGAAUAAGGAUCGGAUGUGGCACUACACAGAGGGUCUGGCCAACUGGAACCCCAUCUGGCCUGGUCAUGGCAUUCGUGUCCUGCCCGCGCCAUCAUCCCUCUGGCUGGACGCCAAUGGCAAGAGGUUGCCGCCUUUCCUCUACCCUGGCUCAGACACCUUGGCCACGCUCAAGUAUAUAUGCAGCACCGGCUACGAUUACACCUGGUUCAUCCUAGACCAGACCAUCAUUGCGCGGGAGUUUGCCCUCUCCGGGUCGGAGCAGAACCCUGACCUCGCGAGUAAGAGCUACCUCCAGCUUCUGCUGCAGCGCGUCCUCGGCAAGAAGGGCACCGUUCCCGUGCAGAAAUUCCAGGAACAUGGCGCCGACUUUGUCGUCAAGGAUAACCUGCAGGACCUGGUGGCCGGCAUGAAUCUGCUGGCCAAGGAACGCGGCGGCCCCGAGCUCGACUAUGCCGAGGUGAAGGAGGUCAUCGAUACUCGCGACGGUCAGUUCGACAACGCCUACUCCAAGGACGCGCAGGCCAUGCUGAUCCACAACGGGCGCAACUACUGGCCUGACAAGAUGAGCCGCGUCGCGCCGCCCCAUCGCCUGCUGGACCCCAAGCAUGGGCCUCUGAUCGCGGUGCGCAUGAAUCUGGUCACGCGCAAGACGCUGGGAGGCCUCGAGACGAACCUGGAGAGCAACGUGAUGAGGCCUACAGGCGAGCCCUUCCCGGGCCUAUACGCUGCUGGGGAGGCUGCAGGCUUCGGAGGAGGGGGCGUCCAUGGGUAUAAUUCCCUCGAGGGGACAUUUUUAGGAGGCUGUGUGUUUUCAGGCAGAGCUGCUGGCCUUGCCAUUACGAAAGAGCUGACAGGCAAGGUAGCCAACACGAAAUUGUGA
Cryphonectria parasitica EP155 is the source of this 1722-nucleotide messenger RNA. RefSeq lists its product as uncharacterized. Lineage: Eukaryota; Fungi; Ascomycota; Sordariomycetes; Diaporthales; Cryphonectriaceae. The record is from RefSeq and is a predicted model, not a curated record. The transcript has 2 exons. Gene Ontology annotation, molecular function: oxidoreductase activity, acting on the CH-CH group of donors. The coding region runs from base 1 to 1722 and encodes 573 amino acids.